AUGAGAAAUAGUUGUUGUCAGGACAGAGGUAAUAUUGGACACCCCACACACACAUCUCCUCCUCUCUUUUAUUCUUUCUCUCCCCCCUCUCUUUUAUUCUUUUCUCCCCCUCUCUUUUAUUCUUUUCUCCCCCCUCUUUUUUAUUCUUUUCUCCCCCCUCUCUUUUAUUCUUUCUCUCCCCCCUCUUUUAUUCUUUCUCUCCCCCCUCUCUUUUAUUCUUUUCUCCCCCUCUUUUAUUCUUUCUCCCCCCUCUUUUAUUCUUUUCUCCCCUCUCUUUUAUUCUUUCUCUCCCCCCUCUCUUUUAUUCUUUUUCUCCCCCCUCUUUAUUCUUUUUCUCCCCCCUUUUUUAUUUUUUUCCCCCCUUUUUAUUCUUUUUUCCCCCCCUCUUUUAUUCUUUUUCUUUUCUCUCCCCCCUUUUAUUCUUUUUCUCCCCCUUUUAUUCUUUUUCUCCCCCUCUUUUAUUCUUUUCUCCCCUCUCUCUCUCACUCUCUUUUAUUCUUUCUCUCUCUCACUCUCUUUUAUUCUUUCUCUCUCUCCCUCUCUUUUAUUCUUUCUCUCUCUCUCCCUCUCUUUUAUUUUUUCUCUCUCCUCUCUUUUAUUCUUUCUCUCUCUCUCCCUCUUUUUUUUUUCUCUCUCUCCCUCUCUUUUAUUCUUUCUCUCUCUCCCCUCUCUUUUAUUCUUUCUCUCUCUCCCCCUCUCUUUUAUUCUUUCUUUUAUUCUUUCUCCCCCUCCCUCUCUUUUAUUCUUUCUCUCUCCCUCUCCCUCCCUCCCCUUCUCUCUCCCUCUCUCUCUUUGAAUAUAACCCAUUUCUUUCAACCCUGUAUCUCUCUUCCUCCCCUCUCACUCUACUUCCAUCUCGGUCUCUCUCUCGCGCAGUCCUUCCAUCCCGGUCUCUCUCUCGCGCUACCCUUCCGUCCCGAAAAGAAUAAUGAAGGAUUCUCUCUCUUCUUUCUUCUCUCUCUCUCUCUUUUUCUCUCUCUUCUUUCUUCUCUCUCUCUCUCUUUUUCUCUCUCUUCUUUCUUCUCUCUCUCUCUCUUUUUCUCUCUCUUCUUUUUUUUCUCUCUCUCUUUCUCUCUCUUCUUUCUUCUCUCUCUCUCUUUCUCUCUCUUCUUUCUUCUCUCUCUCUCUCUCUCUUUUUCUCUCUCUUCUUUUUUCUCUCUCUCUCUCUCUUUUUCUCUCUCUUCUUCUUUUUCUCUCUCUCUCUUCUUUUUUCUCUCUCUCUCUUCUUUUUUCUCUCUCUCUUCUUUUUUCUCUCUCUCUUCUUUUUUCUCUCUCUCUUCUUUUUUCUCUCUCUUCUUUUUCUCUCUCUUCUUCUUUUUCUUCUCUCCUUUCUUUCUCUCUUCUUUCUUCUCUCCUUUCUUUUCUUUCUUCUCUCUCUUCUCUCUCUUCUCUCUCUUCUUUCUUCUUUCUUCUCUUUCUUCUUUCUUCUCUCUCUUCUUUCUUCUCUUCUCUUCUUUCUUCUCUUCUCUUCUUUUUUCUCUCUCUCUUCUUUUUUCUCUCUCUCUUCUUUUUUCUCUCUCUCUUCUUUCUUCUCUCUCUCUUCUUUCUUCUCUCUCUUAUUUCUUCUCUCCUUUCUUUUCUUUCUUCUCUCUCUUCUUUCUUCUCUCUCUUCUUUUUCUCUCUCUUCUUUCUUCUCUCUCUUCUUUCUUCUCUCUCUUCUUUCUUCUCUCUCUUCUUUCUCUCCUUCUCUCUCUCUCUCCUCUCUCUCUCUCCUCUCUCUCUCUCCUUCUCUCUCUCUCCUUCUCUCUCUCUCUCCUUCUCUCUCUCUCUCUCCUUCUCUCUCUCUCUCUCUCCUUCUCUCUCUCUCUCCUUCUCCCUCACUCAUUAUUCAUAGCAAGGGCUGAAAAAUAG
Molecule: messenger RNA, 1851 nt
Organism: Acanthosepion pharaonis
Lineage: Eukaryota; Metazoa; Mollusca; Cephalopoda; Sepiida; Sepiidae
Source: the annotation of a GenBank genome assembly